AUGAGCCCCACGGUGCCCGGUGCCCCACAGCAGCAACAACAGCAACAACUUCAGCAGCAGCAGUUACAACUGCAGCAGUUACAGCCUUUUUUGUCGCGCCAGCCGCCGGCGACCCGCGUCGACACGGAGCUGGCCCCGCGCGCCGUCGCCAGCCCCAAGGACGGCGGCGGCGGCCUCUCCGCAGCCGAGGAGUCAGCCGCGGUCAAAAGACAGCACGGCCCCUCGCCGGCCCCGUCGCCCGCGGACCUGAGUCUGCCGGCGACCGCAACGACGUCAGCCGCGCCUUCGAGGCGCGAGCGCGAGCCCGCCGAACUGGGCGGGCCUGACUCGGCCGGGCCCGGGAUGGCGUACCCGGCGCCGGCCGCUGCCCUUAGCCGGCACUCGCCCUUCACCCCGACGGGCAACCCCAACGGCCGACUCCCGGCCCCGGCCGCCCCCCGGCCCACGGACUUUAGCGUAUCCACGCUCCUCACCGCUGCGAGUAGCCAUCCGGGCCAGUUGGGCGGCUCCUCCUCGCAGGGGAGCGGCUCGCCGCCGACCGGCGGCCCCGGCAGUCCCGCCGCGGCCCCGGAGACACCGCCGCCGCAACGGGCAGCCGGGGAGCUGGCCUCGCAAGCCUCCUCGGCAUCGGUCGCCGCGGCGAGCUACUUCGGGGCGGCGGCCCUCGCGGCCGCGGGUUUCUACGGCCCGGGGGCCCAUCUCUCGCCCGCCGCCUCCCCGACCGCCGCCCACCAUCUCCAGAGCAAGUCAAUGCUGGGUGGCGGACAUCAUCAUCCACAGUUCAACCCCCAGGGUAUCGGUCCACCAGGUCUGGGACUCGGUCCACAAACAACGGAGGAGGCCCACGCGGUGCUGGCAGCCGCCGCAGCCGCGGCCCUCCAUCAUCAUCACCAGGGUGCCGGGGCUGGGGGCCCGGGCUCGAUGAGGCCCCUGAGGCCACCCCUGCCCCCUGGGAUGCUUCAUACCUCGCCGCAUCCUUUGGCCGGUCACCACCCACUAGCGGGACCGCAUCCUCACCUCGUGCCACCCCAUCCGGAGGAGGACGGGAUCGUCGACGAUCCCAAGGUCACCCUCGAGGGUAAAGAGCUCUGGGAAAAGUUUCACAAGCUCGGCACGGAGAUGGUCAUCACGAAGAGCGGCCGGCAGAUGUUCCCGCAGAUGAAGUUCCGUGUAUCGGGGCUGGAUGCCAAAGCCAAGUAUAUCCUGUUGCUGGACAUCGUGGCGGCCGACGACUACAGAUACAAAUUUCACAACAGCAGGUGGAUGGUGGCUGGUAAGGCGGAUCCCGAAAUGCCGAAGAGGAUGUACAUCCAUCCGGACUCGCCUAGCAGCGGCGAACAAUGGAUGCAGAAAGUCGUAAGCUUCCACAAGCUCAAACUCACAAACAAUAUCAGCGACAAGCACGGCUUUGUAAGUACUACGAUAUUGAACUCGAUGCACAAGUACCAGCCGAGGUUUCAUCUCGUCAGGGCUAAUGAUAUUUUGAAGCUGCCCUACUCCACCUUCAGAAGUUAUGUUUUCAAGGAGACGGAAUUCAUUGCGGUCACGGCCUAUCAGAACGAAAAGAUAACGCAGCUGAAAAUCGACAACAAUCCGUUCGCUAAAGGAUUCCGGGAUACAGGCGCGGGGAAGCGCGAAAAAAACAGACAGGCACUACUGACAGUCUCGGGUGGAGGUUCCCGGCUCAGCGGGAGCGGCGGCCACGGAGGCCCCGGCUCACCGGACAAGAGGCGCUCCUCCAGCUCCGGCAUCGACUACCUCGACGACGAGGACAAGCUCCUGGACGUCGUUGGGCCCGACACGCCGCAUCCGGCGCAUCAGCGCUCGCGCUCGCGCGACCGCGAGGAUCGGGGUACCUUGAGCGAUCGGGGCGACGGAAGCGAAUCUUCCGGCUCGGAGAGCGGCGGUACCGGUGGCCUCGGCUCAACCGGCCACCACGGCGCCUCCGACGGACCCCGACCCGACGUCUCGGUCGGGCCGCCCCUUCACCCGCCGCUCCUCCCCUACCUCUAUCCACCGGUGCCGGGGCUCUAUCCCGGUCCCGGCCACCUCAUCCCGCCUAAUCCUCUGGGCCUACACGGGGGCGUCACCCCGGGCAUGCUCUUCAACGCCCAACUGGCCCUCGCGGCCUCCCAGCACCCGGCGCUCUUCGCCCACUACCCCCAUCCUCUCGCGAGUCCACUACACCAACUCAAGGGCCACAGGUUCGCCCCGUACGCGCUGCCGCCGCACGCGCCCUCUCACGGCUCGGCCUUCGAGACGGUGACGCCCGGUAGUCGAGGCACCCUGAGCCCCAGAUCACCGCCCCCGAGGCCACCGACGGGCUCGCCGAGUCCCGCGGCAGCGAGCGUCGUCGCGAGCGCCACUGGCGAGCUCAAGUCCAUCGAGAACAUGGUGAACGGGCUGCAGGAUAAGAGGCCGCGCGCGAGCCCGGGCCUCGCGGAAGCCGGUGGCGGGAGCCCGUGACAGGAGCAGCGGCGCGCGUCCAACAGCCUCCCGGACGGGGCCUCGGAAACGAGGGUCGAGACCGAGCCGGCCGAGGAUGAGCCGCCCGGCAGGCGCCGGGGUCCGGGCAACUCUCGCUCGCUGGACGAGGAGAGGGCGGGGACGCAGCCCGACUCGACCUCCGAGCCGUCCUCGUAGCCGAGGCUGCUUGUCGAACCUAGUUAUUAAACAAAGUGCAAUUGGAUGGACGACGGGAGGGGCGCCGGAUUGCGCCCGCCCGUGUACAUAGCUGUCGAGCACCAUACUAGCGGAUUACGUAAACGACAUUUCGGUGUGGACGGGGGCCUGGUGAACCUGAACGGGACAGACCUCGUAGGAGGUGUCUGCGAGCCUGUUUAUCGCCGCCCGGUGCUGAACUCGAAUUGGUCCCUUCCGGGCGUUCGCCCGGUACAAGAAUGAGCGAUAGCGUCAUCGCUAGCAGCACCGCCGUUCCCACCACCAAUACCAUGACCAUCACCACGAUUACC
Ceratosolen solmsi marchali is the source of this 2972-nucleotide messenger RNA. It is a transcript of the gene bi, whose product is annotated as T-box transcription factor bifid. Gene Ontology annotation, cellular component: chromatin; nucleus. The record is from RefSeq and is a predicted model, not a curated record. The transcript is spliced from 8 exons. Gene Ontology annotation, molecular function: RNA polymerase II cis-regulatory region sequence-specific DNA binding; DNA-binding transcription factor activity, RNA polymerase II-specific. NCBI's taxonomy places the organism in Eukaryota, Metazoa, Arthropoda, Insecta, Hymenoptera, Agaonidae. The coding region runs from base 1 to 2466 and encodes 821 amino acids. Gene Ontology annotation, biological process: positive regulation of DNA-templated transcription; regulation of transcription by RNA polymerase II; cell fate specification.